Molecule: messenger RNA, 1239 nt
Organism: Trypanosoma rangeli
Lineage: Eukaryota; Euglenozoa; Kinetoplastea; Trypanosomatida; Trypanosomatidae
Exons: 1
Coding region: 1-1239 (412 amino acids)
Source: RefSeq, a predicted model, not a curated record
AUGCAGCAGGAUCUGGCGUAUCCCACAAAGCGCAAGGACAUGACCCUCCUUCACAAGUCACUGCAGCGGUUUGAGAAGGCAAUACAACACACCAUGGCGGUGAUGAAGGAAAUUCGGGAUGCGCUGGAGGAGGUGAGUGUGGCGUUCCACGGACUAACAUUUCUGAGUUUUUGCGGCGAUGGUACCAAGGCGAUGAUGCAGCGCUUUGUGGCGGAGAUGCGGGAGUUGAAGGAUGGGCCAUUGUUCUUGCAGUACAACAAGUGUGUGCACGAGGGCGUAGUGAAACCUGUGAAGCAACUACGUGUGUGGCUUACGGCCGCGGAGUUUCGCGCACGUCAGCGCGACGACGCACUGAAGAAGUACGAAUCUCUGCGGAGGGAAGUGGCGGCGAAGGAGCGGAGGUGCGCCAAGCGUUAUAAGUGCCUCACCGAAAGCAAAACGUACCAAAAGAAGGUAAACCUCUGUGAGGAGAAGCUGAAGUCGUAUGAGGCGAAGACUACCGCCUUCACUCAGUCGUUUGAAAGACUCAUGCUGCAGACGGCGACGGUGACGGAGGUCACGAUGCGGCGGUAUGUUCAGUUGAAUGCGGCGUUUCUUCUUGCCGUUGUGUAUGCGGUCUAUGGGGUCGCAACACCUGCGGAAUUUCAACUGGCAUCACAACUGCCGUCUGUACCAUCCGCUACUCACGUAGCUGCCGCAGGAGGAGUCACCGCACCCGCAGAGAGGGCCACGUCUGCACGAUCCUCUGCGCUGCCUGCGGCAGGGAGAGUGGUGUUUGCGCCUGCGCUUGUAGGCCAUUUCCACCACUGUGGAGGUUCGAUGGAUGGAACAACGGCCGCAUCCCAACAGCUGCGGCAGGAUGUGCCUCUACAGUGCAGUGAGCAUUCCCUGUUUUUUAGAGCUUCCUCAGCAUGUGCCGCCCCGCGCUAUUUGGAUGUCUCAAGGAGUGGUUCACUUCCGCAGUUCCCUGGCGUGGAUGAGACUCACGGCGCCAUGGGCCACUGCUCCGUGGAUCUGUCUCGGUCAAGCCGCCACGCCUUUGACAAUGAGGCGUCUGUCAACGGUGCAGAGGACGGUGAAGCGAUGAGGCCGAUGCUCUACAAUAUUGAUCUGCUGCGCAUGGAGCGAGGGACGCCAAACGACGUCUCUGGUCUCCCGAUUCCCCUGGUAUGGCGGACUCAAGAUUUAUUUGGCCCCAUACAAGACACCCCCGCGUUUGACGUGCGAGACGACGCAUAG